Messenger RNA from Colletotrichum navitas, 3092 nucleotides. Its product is annotated as ankyrin repeat-containing domain protein. The transcript is spliced from 4 exons. The record is from RefSeq and is a predicted model, not a curated record. NCBI's taxonomy places the organism in Eukaryota, Fungi, Ascomycota, Sordariomycetes, Glomerellales, Glomerellaceae. The coding region runs from base 291 to 2792 and encodes 833 amino acids. Gene Ontology annotation, molecular function: protein binding.
UUAUCAUGUCUCCUGGUGGUGGUGACUAAGUCUUUAUCUGACCUAUUGGCUUUGGGCCCCUCGUGUUGUGAUAGGCCCGGCCCCCCUCGACAACCCUCACUGCCUUCUUGUUUAUCAGUACCAAUGUGGCCAGUCAGCCUCACUCAACCAGAUUGGUUCGCCCGACUUUUCAGCUGGUAUGCAGGCCACUGGGUCUGCAUUAAUGUGCCAUCCCCCUCACGUCGCAAACCCGGGGCCGGAUUUCGCUACGAUGCUUCUCAUUUAACCUCACCGUCCAUACCUGGCUCGACAUGGAUCCUCUCUCGAUCUCGGCCAGCGUAAUCGCUCUCGUCCAGGCGUCGCUGGCUGUUGGGAAGGGGGUUAAGCUACUUGCUUCUCUGCGACAUGCUCCUGCAGAAUUCUGCGAUUUGGUGAAUGAACUCACUACGCUGCAAGCUGUUAUUGAGCAGGUCAAGAACCCACUCGAAGAGUUGGAAGGCGAGCGAGCGAGUGAUCGCACACUUCCCGGUUUGGAUACGUCUGCAACUUUGGUGUUGAAACGCGACUUAGAAAUCAUUGCAGAGGAGCUCGGUGCUCUUUGCGAACGACUCACAUCAACGGGCAAGGCAGAUGAGAAGGAUAGACCAAACAGGGUGUCUAAAGGAAGAUGGAUACGGGAGCAAAGCAACAUUGCAAAACUCAGGUCCAGGGCACUCGCCACGCGAAACAGUCUAACACUGUCGUUUGCUGCCUUGCUUUCAUCGCAGAGUUUGAGACAGGGCAGAGUGAUAGUUGAUGUCCACCGACUCAUUCAAGAGUUUUCCCGAGGCUUUGCCAGAGAGACCGAGAGAAAUCGUAGUAUAAUGAUCAUGAACCACGCCAGCAUCGAGGAAAAGAUGACCUCCCUCGACUGUCAGAUGCACGCAAAAACAUCCAGCCUGGAACACUUAUUGACAGCACAAUGUUCCCUUUCAAGCCAGGGCAGUCCGCCGAGCCAAAACCACUCGGGAAUCAAAACGGACCCCUGUGUUACAAUACAGGCUUCGGUUCGCAGAAGUUGUUUGCCUCUUUGCAGAUGUCAGUGUCAUCAUUACUCCAGGAUCCAGACGCCAGCCUGGAUGCGCUCCGUUUUCGGUACACUUUUCCUUCAGUACAACAGCGUUCCGCUCCUGAGCCAUAGAGGGUGUGACAUCCAAGAAUGCAGAGCCGGCCCCUCCAACUCUUCACGCCUGUUCUAUCUCUUCCCGAGAUGGCUUCUCUCUCGCGCGGUCUUCAUUGCGACCUCCUGGGGGAGUCUAACUGGAGCCGGGUCUUCUAUUCACCUCCACAUCCCAAGACUGGUCCCCCGAGAUCAAUUGGUAUCAGUUGUUUUCAACUGUGAUAUUGAAUGGAUAAAACAAGGCAUUGCCAACUCAACCGUAUUGCCAACAGACGUGGAUGAUGAUGGAAACUCGCUUCUCAUGUUAUCCCUACGUGAAGUGAAUCUACCGCUCUCAGAGUUUCUUGUUCAACAGGGCUGGCCAUUACAUUUGGAAAACGUAACUGGAUGGACGGCCGCAACACGCUCUCGAGUGCUGUACUAUGCCGCGAAGCACAACCGAAUCCAGUCUCUCAAACCCGAGCAUCGCCGUAUGAUUGAGAAUCUCACGUUCUCACGAGCAGAAGCAGGUGGUACAUCGACUUUGAUACAUGAGGCAGUUCUUGGAGCAACACCAUUGUCCGUAUCGGACGCAAUUACUCACUCUCGGUCUGAUAUCGAUAGCCUCGACAGCUAUGGGUGGUGUCCAUUGCAUUGGGCAAUCUUUCUUGACGACUACACUUCGUCAGAGGUCCUCCUAUAUCGUGGCGCCAGCGCAAAGACAGAGACCGGAAGCGGCUGGACACCACUCCAUUACGCUGCUCGAUACGAGCCUUUUGGCUCAACUAGGAUGGCCCAGGCCGUCAUUAGUGCCGGAGCCGAUAUUGAUGCACAAGUCAAGAACUAUCGUGGUAUUAGAGGGGAAACCGCAAUCAUCUUUGCCUUCGAUAACCCAGAGAUGAUUGAACUUUUGCUGGGGCACGGUUCCAGAAUCGUCGUCAAAACCGACACUGACUGGGUGUGCCCGCUGUCGUACCGGGCUCGUCGGACAAGUAACGUCGAUCGUUGGGACCCAAGAAGGUGGUACUGGGAACGAUCUCUGAGGUUGCUUUGCAAUGCCGGAUUGGACCUUGAUCUGCCAUCACAGCAGCCAGGCUACGAGGGUCGUACCCCUCUUCACGACACAAUCCUGUGGCGCAAUGUGGCAUUACUGGAGCUAUUAAUCCAACACGGAGCCAGGCUUGAUGCCAGAGACAGGCAUGGCUCAAGCUCUCUGCAUUUUGCAGCCCAAAGCGCGAAUAUGGAGCUCAUCGACGUCUUACGGGAUGCUCAUAUCCGCGGGCUGGAUCCAGACCAAGCAAACACUGCUGGCGACACACCAAUGAAGAUAAUCACAGCACGGAUGUAUGGCAGCGAAGAUGGGAGGCAGCCAGGCGAAACAAGGCCAACAUAUAAUGAGUGGCUGGCUUUCAAACAACUGUUGCAAGAAAUACGGGACCGCAACUGUGGUGAUUUCUCACGAGGCCAUGGUCGUACGGACUUUUCUGGACGCCAUUCGCCUAGCAUCCCGCCCGAAGACUGGACACUUGGUAGCGAUACCGUCUAUCAAACUGCUGUUCAGUCUUUGAGGAGCAGCCCGUUAUCAACGACUGUCGAUGAUCUCACUUCUGUAAGAAUUUGGGAGGACAGCCGCAGCGAUGAGGAUCAGGUCUUGAACGUAGCUGCCGAGAGCUGAACCGGCCAACUCGAAUCCAACAAGCAAAAUAGUUGCUUUGGUCGUGCGUACGCAUGUAUCCAUUCCGUAUCAUGACUUUAUUACCAGCUGUACCUUAGAGUUUCCCUCCGUGGUCGUGUGCUGAGAAGAUUCGUACUUGCUUGCCAUUCGGCCAUGACCCUGGAAACCCCAAGUAAGCUUCCUGAGCCGUCCACGAUCAUUUCGGUGGCAGUCUGGGAUAGAGAAGUUGCUUUUUCUAUUCUUACCUAUCGCACCUAUACUUAGUACCGUAUUCCAGAUCCACUUGAGUGGCACACUACC